UGAAAGCUAACUUGACUGUUAGCAGCUAACCUGGUUGGGACGCAGAAGUUUCAACACUUAUAAAUCAGUCAGAGAGAAAAAGCACAGUUGGUUUUACAGUCAGGUUAAGCCACAUCACUGCAAACAUGACCAAGCACGAGUUUGAGGUGGCGAUGACGUGUGAGGGUUGCUCCGGAGCUGUGACCAGAGUCCUCAACAAGCUGGGAGAUGUGAAGUUUGAGAUCGACCUGCCUAAGAAACUGGUUUGGAUCGAGUCAGACAAAGACUUGGAUGUCCUCAUGGAGACGCUGAAGAAAUGCGGCAAGGAGGUCAAGUACAACGGCACCAAGUGAAGGAGUCUGCUCGUGUAGAACAGGUGACAUGAUAGUGACAAAAUAAUUGCUGCUGACGCAAACUGAAGAUUUAUACUGGAUUCAAAGUUCUUUACCCAUCAGGGAGAGUCUGACGGACCCUGAGUGACCCCCUCCACCCCUCCACCCCCCCACCAUCCUGUCACAUGUCUACUUAAAUGCUCAAGCGCACAACAAACCCCCUCCCCUUCUCCCCUUCUCCCCUUCUCCCCUUCUCCUUGGAUGCAGAUCUUCUAUCAGUGUUGGGAUUCAUGAAGCCAGGAAACGCAGAGAGUGAAGAAUAACAACACACCCAAAGAUUAUCAUGUUGGCACUUCCUUGUCUUAAUUAUGUGCAACACUGUUUGUGACAUCCUCUAAUUUGUUUGUUUUUGCUCCAUGUGAAACAGCCAGAGGUGAUUAAGUUAGAACUGUGUUGUCAUCACUGUCUAAUUAUCCUCCAGCAUGCCUCCAUUUAGCAGGAGGACUUGUUGAAUAGCAGGAGGUUGUUUUUUUUUCUUUUAUUAUGAAAGUCACACAGUCUUGUUGCAUCUUGUCAUUUUAUCUCCAGAAGUUUGAUUUUGAUUUUUUGCACUUGUGUGUUUAUUCAUCUCAUCAUUAACAGAGGAAGGGGGGGCGGUGGUGAGGCAGGGCUUUACAUUUAAAUGCCAGCUGCAAAAUCAAAAAAGAGCAUCAGAGUUUUUUCACUAUAAAACUGCAAAGAAUGGCACACAAGCUGUUUUAAAAGUACAUUCCCUGAAUCCUAAAACAUGCAUCAGUAUUAUUACAUUAUAUUUGGAUUUGACAUCAUUAAAAUUCAUCCCUACAGGCUCCAUGUAUUUAUGUAUUUAUGUAGAUCUGCACCGAGGGGGGGGGUACUUUCUGCUGGACUUCUUUCCCUUUUUUCACCCAUUACAGUUUACACUACGAUAAUCAACUAACCUCACCAAAUCAGAUAAAUCACAUUGAUAGAGAUGAACUAACAGUUUUAUUUUUAGUAAAGCCCUUGUUGUAAUUCACUUUGGCUUUUUUUUUUUUUUUUUUUGUACUUUGGGGAAAAGACAGACACUUUCUCCUUUCUGUCAUGAAAUGCUGUGUAUGAGCAGGGGAAAUAAAAAUCAGUUCUGUCUCUAUGUUGUAGUUCAUUGUUUGUUUUAUUGUU
Molecule: messenger RNA, 1490 nt
Organism: Scomber japonicus (chub mackerel)
Lineage: Eukaryota; Metazoa; Chordata; Actinopteri; Scombriformes; Scombridae
Gene: atox1
Product: antioxidant 1 copper chaperone
Exons: 4
Coding region: 126-332 (68 amino acids)
Biological process (GO): copper ion transport
Cellular component (GO): cytosol
Molecular function (GO): copper chaperone activity; metal ion binding
Source: RefSeq, a predicted model, not a curated record